Messenger RNA from Neodiprion virginianus, 2893 nucleotides. RefSeq lists its product as uncharacterized. The transcript has 5 exons. Lineage: Eukaryota; Metazoa; Arthropoda; Insecta; Hymenoptera; Diprionidae. Bases 455 to 2170 code for a protein of 571 amino acids. The record is from RefSeq and is a predicted model, not a curated record.
UUUGUUAAUGUUUGCUCCUCCAAUCUCCCCGGCAUUCCCGUACUUUCCGCUUCUUAAAUUUAAAAAACCUGACAUUAGCAACUUUCGCGGCUCUAGUGUAGAAAGAUCUUACUACAAAUUUUCGGCAGUUUCUUGUACAUACAUUACUAUCGUUCUCCUUGGAUCUAGACUCCGUGCUAUUUCUGUUCCGUAGGGGCGGCCAUUUUGAAAUUUAACAGAAAGCGUGACGUAGCGGCCUCCUGCUCCUUCUCGUUCUCUCUCUUGAUUCGAGCCCCAGGCGCAAUCUCGAGAUUUGAAAAUCAAUAAAUGGGGUACAUUGUUGUGGGCACAUGAUGCGAGCUAAGGGGAGAUGGGAGUCAUGUCAAAACACAGCGUAAAAUACAAUAUAUCGUUUUUAAAUUGAUAAAUCUAAUAUAUUAUAGGGGCGCGGUUAUAAAUGGUUUGAAUUAUAAAUAUGUGGCUCAGCAGUCGAAGAAAGCUAGCAAUAUUAGCUGCGAUAUCAGAGUUCUUCAUCCACGCAGAAGCAAAAUACUGUGCCUUUGAAAUACAUGGCGAGCCAAAAUACUAUGUAUGUCCCAGAACUGAAUACUGCUGCAAUUUUGGAUGCUGUGUAUCCCCAGGUUUCCAAAUCUAUCAUCUUUGGUAUUAUUGGCUUUUGGUCAUAAUUAUGUUUUUGGUAUGCUCUGGAGGUGGAUGGUGGUACCGCUACUGGUUGCAAGGUAGAUAUAGACCAUCGACGUCAACGCUUCCACUGAGAACACCAAGUUCAAGGACUCACAACACACCUAGGGGACCCACAUGCCGUGCGCAGCAGGCCAGAGUAACUUACAAUCCGGCUCGCAAUACCGUCCUAUUACACCGUAUGUGGAAAGGUCCCCAAAGAAGUGCAACACCUCCAGCUUACAAUGGCGCAGCAGCGAGCUCGGCUCAGUUUCAAAAUACGAACGUUGUCUUGAACGAGAACAACUGCCCGUACUACGAACUGUAUGGCCCUCCACCUAGCUAUGAGACAGUGAUUGCUCAAACCCGAGGUAAAAUAACAAGCCCCACUUCGGCAACGGAGAAUCCGAGACCAAACGUGCAAAGCUCUAACAUGCAAAACCAGAAUGCAGUGCAUUGUUUUUCACAUAAUUAUAGCAGCUUGCCUACAAGAGCGCAUCUUGAUAACAACGUUGUUGAGCGACGCAAUAGUUGUGGCUCGAAUCUAGAAGAGGGGGAUAAUGACGUAGAGAGUUUUAGCUACAAGAACUUUGUACAGAAAUAUGAUGCCCAGCAGUCGCUAAGGCGAGGAGGUACAAAUUUGCCCUCUGAAAGCUAUUCGAAUCAGGAAAGUACGACCUGCGGAACCAGGUUGCAAAAUAUUUCCAAUAAAAUACUGCCCGUCUAUGUAGCGGAAAGCAUGCAACAAUUGCAUGACGGGAAAGUUAAAUCUAGUCAGAAUAAUUGCGUCGCGAACAGUUCCUCGCAAAAUAAUUAUUCCGAAGCAGGCGCGAGCGGUCAGUUUACACAAGUUACUGCAAUUAGUCAGGGAAUUAGAAAUAUACGCUCAAUUCAAGACUCUGGAGCGGUCGAUGAAAUAGACAUUCCAAAAUUGAACAGACUGGCAGCGGAAGUAAACGACACUGAAACGUCCAGCGAUGAAAAUCGCAUGAGACUCGAAUCGCAGGUUUCUAGAAUCCCUGAAAUGCUUAUGUACUCGAAGAUCGACUCCUCGGGGGAAAAGUGUCAUCGAGGUCAAAGCGGUUCCUUGAAUCGUAGGUCUGGAGGUUCUUCCCAGUGGGGAGAAACAAGCGAAACUUACAACAAUAUGUACACGCACAGAAUAACUAACCUCGAGGAUCAUAAACGAACAGAAGGAUUGAGUUACAUGAAAAUUGAUAUUGACCACGUGAAAUCAUCAACUAGUUCAAAGAGGAACAAAUUUUUCUCCGACUGUGAAGAAUGUGAGGCACAAAAUGGCGAGAGUACUUCUCAUCUAAAUCCAUCCAACAAUGUGAUAUUACCUUCUCCUAAUUCUAAUAUUCAAAUUAAUUCUUCGCCUCCAAUAAAUGUUAUCGAAAAUUAUCAACACUACCCUCCAACGUCGUUGUCGCCACCUGCACAAAGGUCAAACACGAGCACAAAUUUUGAAAGUGAAAACAAAUUAGGCAGAUCAAAGUCGCUCGACUAAGCGUUAUAUAUAUAUAUAAUAAUAAUAAUUCAUCAUUUCAUUAUUUUUCAUUAUUUUUAUCAAGGAUAUUAAAACGCAAUAAUACCAGAUAUUUUUUAUCACCUUCAACUAUCGUAUUUAAUUGUAUACAUUUUGCUUUCAUCGUUACACUGAUUUCUAUAUGCAUAUAAGUGUUGCGCCAAAUAAACUGAAAACAUGCGAGGUUUUCGGAGUAAAGAAAAUAAUAAAACAAAAUAAAAUAUAAUAAGGUGGAUAAAAUAGAAUUACUAUAAUUAUACUGAGCUUGGAGACUUUAUCGGAGACCCUGUCUCCCCAUCCAUCGAUAUGAUCUUAAAGAUUUGCUGUUUUUUUGAAAAUAAAACAAAGCCGCGUUCGAAUUUUAAAGAUAAUAAUUAGUCAUCGCAGAUAGUUGCAAUAAUAGAAAUUUUUUUUUCAGAUGAUUUUUUUUUAAUUCGUCACGUUUUAUUGAUAGGAUUUAAUUCAAUAGUAACUGUCUAUUACGUAUUUUAUUUAUACAAAUAAAAUGCCGAAUAAAAAAAAUAACAAACACGAAAAGAAUAAAUGAGAUUGAUACCGAUCAGCAAAUUUCGAGCCAAGAGAAGUAAAUGAAGUAUUUUUCAUAUGAGUAUGAAAUAACACUGGUCCAAGAACGAAUAAUAGUAAUAAUGUGCCAAUAGAAUCGAAAAUUGUUAAAAAUAAUUGACGGACGACAUUGUUCAAAAA